AUGAGCGACGGCGCGCCCGCCCCAAAAAAACAAAAGCUGAUGGGAAUGGGAAAAUUCAAGCCCACGAAUCCGAAGAAGCGCAAGCGCUCGCCGAACGCGCCCUCGCCCGGCGGCGAGGGCUUCGGCGGCCAGGGCGGCCAAGGCUUCGGCACGGGCGUCGCCGAGGGCCACGGCGGCCGCGGCGGCGGCUACGGCUCCUUCGCCGACGCGCUGCGACGGCUCCAGCUCCGCGAGCGUGGCGGCCACCUGUCGGCCGUCGCGGCGCUGCGGGUCGCGGACGCGGACGACGUGACGCGCGCGGUGCGCGGCGCUCCGUCGGGCCCGCUCGCGGACUUCUUCGUGCACGCGCUGAAGGCGGCGCCGCCUGUCGACCUGGACUUGCUCGGCGCCUUCGCGUCCGUGCUCGCGGACCGCUUCGACGAGCUCAGCAUCAAUCAAGUCUCCGACGUCGCGGUCGCGAUCGCGAAGCUCCGGGACCCGCCCGCGCCGCUCCGGUCCGCGCUCGCCGCGGCGUUCCGCCGCGGCGCGGACCCGGCGACCUGGAGCAACGUGCCCGUCACUCACGCCGCCGUGGAGCAUGACGACGCGGGCUGCGUCGGCGGCGCGGGCUGCGGCGCGGGCUGCGCCGCGGGCUGCGUCGGCGGCGCGGGCUGCGGCGCCGCGGGCUGCGUCGGCGGCGCGGGCUGCGGCGGCGCCGCGACGCGGCCCCCGGCGGCCGCGCGCGCAGCCCCUAAGGCCAUCGACGCCCAGGCGAUGGAGCUCGCGGCGGCGCGCAACCCCCGGGCGCUCCGGCGCAAGGAGCACGCGGAGGACUUGUUCCAGGUCUGGGAGGCCGCGGAGGCCGCCAAGGCCGACGCGCUCGCGGAGCUGGACGGGUGCUGGCUGAAGACGUUCCAGGCCCUCGAGUCCGAGCUCGAGGGCGUCGCCGCGGCGCGCGCCGAGGCCGCGCGCGACGACGCGACGCGCGCGUGGACAGCCAAGCUCGAGGCGCGCGAGGCCGAGGCCGCCCGCGCGGCGGCGCUCGCCGCCGACGACCUCGCUCGCGCCCACUUGCAAGGCGUCACUGCAGGUGUGAAGCGUGCAGACGCUGAGGCCGCGCUCGUCAAGGAGGUCGCCGCGCUCAAGGCCGCGCACGGCAAGGAGCUCCUCGCGCCGGGCGGCCAGCCGGGCCUGCUCGCGAAGCCGGCGAAGGCCGGCGGCGGGCCCAAGCCGCGCCGCGCCGCGCGGAAGCCGACGCCCGCGGAGCUCGCGGAGCUCGCGGACGAGGGCGAGCGCGUGCCCGAGGACGAGCGCGUGGCGUUCGAUGAGACCCUUUUGGACUCCAUCCGCGCCUACGUCGAGCCCGCGCCCGACAACAAGGCGCGCGCGCCGGCGGGCGCGCCGAGCGCCAUGACGGCGCGGGCCCAGACCUGGGCCUCGAGCCCGGGCUUCGGCGGGGCCGUCUCGGGCCGCGACACGGUCGUCGCCGACGUCAUGCAGCACGUCCUCUGGGCGGCCGCGCGCGCCGUCCGCGUCGCCGGCGGGCCCAUCCACCUCGCCGAGGCCCAGGCCUCGAGCCUCCUGGCCGCCGCCUCCGUGGACCUCGAGCCCGAGCCCAACGUCGCGCGCGAACUCGCGGACAACGCGUACGCCGCGGCCCUCGCCGUGGCGACCUUCGCCGGCGCGCCCCGCGCGUCGGCCAAGGCCCUCACGGUCCAGUGGCGCCGCGCGCCCCACCACGCCGAGCCCACCCUCGUGUGGGGCUUGGCGAAGGUGGAGGCGGCGCGCCACCUGGGGGACGCGUGCCUGCCGUGCGUCCCCCGCGACGCGGUGCGGAUCGUCUCCUUCCCCCACCUCGCCUGCCCCAUCUGCGACCAGACCUUCUCCUCGCUGGGCGAGGUCUUCGACGCGACCGCGGGCCAGCUCCACGAGGGCAUCUGCCCGGCGGGCCUCCCGCCGAAGACGCCCGUCGGCGUCUACCGGCUCCGCUGGAUCCACCCCAAGUACAUCGUUGGCAUGCACUGCUGCGACGACGCGUGGCUCGAGCGCGAAAUUCGCCUGCUCGAGCCCACCUGCUGCUCCGACGACGAGCUCGCGCGCGAGGGCGCGACGACCAUCGUCGGCGAUGAGCGCUGCGCUGCGCUCGCGCGGCGGUGCGCGUCUGCCGUCGAAGCGCUCGCAGAACUACAACUGCCCGCGGUCUUCGUCUUCAUGUUCGACGAGGCCUGGGCGCUGGUCCGCGCGCACGAAGCGGCCGUCGCGACGCAGCUGCCGCGGAACGCAAAGCUCAACUAUGAUAUCUACGCCUGGCGCGUGCCCUACGGGUCCCGGGGCUGGGCCGCGCACCGCGACCGCGACCGGUGCCCGAUCGUCGACGGCAAGCCCUGCUACGCGACGGUCUGGGUCGCGCUCACGGACGUCCUGCGAGACACGUCGUGCAUCUGGUACGUGCCGGUAUCCCAGGCGCUACGGGCCAGCGAUGAUCCGCUGAGCGCGCCACGCGGCGGCGACGACCCGCUGAGCCUCGAGCGGGCCGCGGAGCCCGUCGCCGAGUCCCUGCCGGUCAGGCCGGGCGGCGCCGCGAUCUGGGGCGGCAGCACGGUCCACUGGGGCGGCGCCCACACGAACAGCACUCGCGGCUCGCGCAUCUCGCUCGCCUUCGCGGUGUCGACGCCGGAGGAGAUGCGCGACGACGAGGAGCGCGUAGGCGCGGUCCAUGCAUGGUCCGGUCCGGGCUUGAAAGAAGCGCCGAGCCUACUCGCGCGCCUGAAGCUCGUCUGCCUGCAGUUGCACUUCUACAGCGACGCCGCGUCCCUGGACGACGAGCUCUCGGAGCUCCUCGACUCGCUCAACAUGUUUUUCUUCAGCGUCAAGGUCACGGUGGGCGUCGGCGCCCUGGCCCUGCCGCAGCAGGUCGCCGCCGUCGGCUACGUCUGGAGCGCGGUCAUGCUCGUCCUCGUGGGCGUCGCGAUCUGGUGGGGCUCGGCCGCGCUGCUUCGGGCGAAGCGCGCGGUCGAGGAGAGCGGCACGCCCGUGGUCACGUACCAGGACGUCGCGCGGGGCGUGCUCGGCGUCGAGGGCCAGCGCGUCGUGGAGGUGUCCAUCGUGGCCUUCCAGCUCGGCGUCUGCUGCGUCUACUUUUACUUCAUCGCCGACGAAUUGGCGGACCUCUUCCCGGCGUCGUCGGGCGGCCUGACGCGCGUCGAGUGGAUCCUCGUGCUCUACCCGCCCGUCGCGGUCGUGUCGUGCCUGCGCUACCUGCGGGACAUGGCGGACGUCGCCAAGGUCGCGUUCUUCUGCUACGCGGUCGGCGUCCUCGGCACGCUGGGGUACUGCGUCGUCCGCGUCGAGCGGCGCGGCGUCGUGCCGCGGUCGGAGCAGACGACGGCGGCGGACAUCUUCUCCCUCUUCGCGACGCUGCUCUACGCCUUCGAGGGCAUGCCGUCGUGCCAGAUCGAGAACACGCUCUUCGGCGGCCGCCGCGCGAUGAAGCGGCUCCUGGCCUGCGUGCUCUGCUCCGUCUUCACCAUCUUCACGACGGUGGCCUUCCUCGGCGCGCUGGCCUUCACGGACCCGAGCGACCCCCUCACGGAGAGCGUCUACGACGCGUACGGCGGAGUUUUGCCGACGCUCCUGAACGUCUUCGUGCUCGUGUCCGUCGCCAUGACCUACCCGCUCCAGUUCUACGCCGCCGUGUCGCUGCUGGAGCGCGUCAUCGGCUUCGGGCCGGGGGCGACGCAGGCGCGCGACGCGGAGGUCGCGCUCGGCCGGAGCGGGUCCAGCGGCCAGCUCCGGAGCCGCGCGGACGAGCGGCCGCUGCUCCUCGCGGACCGGCCGGCGACCAUCGGCGGCGCGCCGCCGGAGCCCGAGGCGGCGGCCUCCGUCUGGAUCACGGCGGAGGACGGCGGCUGGGCGUCCGUCGCGCUCCGGUGCGCGCUCGUGGCCGUGACGGCGCUCGUCGCCAUCGUCGUGCCGUCGCUGAGCGACCUCAUCGACAUCAUCGGCGCGCUCCUCGCGCCCUGGCUCGCGCUGACGAUCCCGGCGCUGCUCGACCUGUGCGCGGGCCUGUCCAUGAAGGCGUACCCCAUGACGCCCAUGGACGUGAGCGUCGCGUCGUUCGUGCUGACGACGUCCUUCAUCCUCGCCAUCUGCGGGACGACGUCCGUCAUCAUGGCGCUGUAA
This is a messenger RNA of Aureococcus anophagefferens, 4161 nucleotides long. RefSeq lists its product as hypothetical. Gene Ontology annotation, biological process: amino acid transmembrane transport. The coding region runs from base 1 to 4161 and encodes 1386 amino acids. NCBI's taxonomy places the organism in Eukaryota, Pelagophyceae, Pelagomonadales, Pelagomonadaceae. The transcript is spliced from 6 exons. The record is from RefSeq and is a predicted model, not a curated record. Gene Ontology annotation, cellular component: vacuolar membrane. Gene Ontology annotation, molecular function: amino acid transmembrane transporter activity.